Penicillium soppii is the source of this 1968-nucleotide messenger RNA. RefSeq names its product Hsp70 family protein. The transcript is spliced from 4 exons. NCBI's taxonomy places the organism in Eukaryota, Fungi, Ascomycota, Eurotiomycetes, Eurotiales, Aspergillaceae. Bases 1 to 1968 code for a protein of 655 amino acids. The record is from RefSeq and is a predicted model, not a curated record. Gene Ontology annotation, molecular function: ATP-dependent protein folding chaperone; ATP binding.
AUGAACAACCCGAACCAACCCCAGCAGCAGAUGGGCCGACCGCCAAGUUAUCGCCCAACCAGCCCAAUGGUGCAACAUGGUGGUCAACCUCCUCCCAUUAUGACAAACCCUCCAUACAACCAGCCCGGUGUUCCUCUGAACGGCCCGCCAGGCUACCCUAUGCAGCAGCAACAGAUGGCACCCAGCAUCCCGACAAGUUUGUCGAAUGCUACCUACCCGGGGCGCAACCCCGCGGUCGAGGUUGAGGGCGCUGGCCGUAGCAAGGCCCAGUUGAUCGUCGGCAUUGAUUUCGGUACCACGUUCUCGGGUGUCGCAUACGCGUUCGCGACAAACAACGAGGCAAGAGAGGACAUCAUUACAGAAUGGCCAGGUGCCGGAACACACACAAAACAGAAGAUUCCCACCGUUCUUUACUACGAUCAAUACCAAAAGGUGGUAGGAUGGGGUCCCGAUAUCGCCGACGCGCUCGCGCCGACCGGAUACCCCAAGCCCUUAGUUCAAAAGGUUGAGUGGUUCAAGCUGCAGUUAAUGCUCUCCGGAAACACAUAUAUCGAUCCCAUCAACCUUCCCCCUCUGCCCCCGGGCAAGUCCGAAAUCGACGUCGCGGCCGAUUACCUCUUCAAAUUGCGACAGGCCAUGCGCGCCCAGCUGCUCAAGACUCUAGGAGAGGUGUUCACCCGCGAGGAGCGCAACAUCCGGUACUACCUGACGGUACCAGCUAUCUGGAACGAUGCAGGAAAGGCCGCGACGCGAACUGCAGCUAUCCAGGCUGGGUUCUUGCGCGAUGAGAACGACAACCGUCUCACAUUAGUCUCCGAGCCCGAAGCAGCUGCGCUAUUUUGUGCCAAGAGCGGUUUGCUCAACCUCAAGGUUGGGGAUGCGAUCUUGAUCGUGGAUUGCGGUGGUGGUACCGUGGAUUUAAUCGCAUACGAAGUCGAAGAAGAAUCGCCUUUCAGUGUUAUGGAGUGCACGGCUGGCUCUGGUGACUCCUGCGGCUCUACGGCAUUGAACCGCAACUUCAGCAAUAUCUUGCGAGCCAAGAUCCGCAAGAUGAAGCUGCCAGAUGGUUCGCGGACUGCGGGCAAGGUCUACGCGAAGUGUAUCAUGGACUUUGAGAAUCGUAUCAAGGCAGACUUCCGCAACAAUGGACAAAAAUGGGCUGUGGACGUGGGCAUUGAGGCCGACUUCCCCGAUGCUGGUAUCGAGGAGGGCUAUAUGACCUUUAUGAACGAGGAGAUUCUCCAGUGCUUCGAGCCAGUUGUGAACCGCAUUCUCGAAUUGGUCCGCAACCAGAUCAUCGCUAUUCAAGCGCAGAAUCGUGCACUCCAGAACGUUCUGGUUGUCGGAGGAUUCGGUGCUUCAGAAUACCUCUUCCAGCAGAUCAAGCUUCACGUGCCACCUCAGUAUCAGACCAAGGUAGUGCGCCCCAUGGACUCCGUCGCCGCAAUCGUCAAGGGUGCGGUUACCGCAGGUAUCACCGAGCGAGUCAUCACCCACCGUGUCGCGCGUCGCCACUACCUGAUGGCCACUCUCCAGCCGUUCAAGGAGGGAUACCACCCAGAGCAGUACCGUGUUCCAAGUCUGGAUGGUCGCGACCGAUGCAAAUACACACGUCAAAUAUUCGUCCAAAAAGGAGAGCGUGUCAGGAUUGGCGAGCCAGUCAAGGUCAGCUUCUUCCGUCAGGUCGCACCUGGCGCCACACUCAUGUACGAGGAUGUGCUAUACGCCUGUGAUGAGGAUGUCUGCCCUGAAUACACCAAGGAUCCUCGCAUCAAGGAAGUUGUCACCUUGACAUCCGACCUCUCGCGAAAGAACCUAGAGACCGAUUUCGAGCGCAUGGACACACCCCAAGGAAUUUUCUACCGAGUCUACUUCGAUAUCUACCUCACGCUAGACGGCAGUGAGUUUAGUGCCGAGCUAGUAUGCCAGAACGAAAUUAUGGGCCGCUGCCGUGCCAAGUUCAGGUGA